Molecule: messenger RNA, 1177 nt
Organism: Coccomyxa subellipsoidea C-169
Lineage: Eukaryota; Viridiplantae; Chlorophyta; Trebouxiophyceae; Coccomyxaceae
Exons: 7
Coding region: 302-1177 (291 amino acids)
Source: RefSeq, a predicted model, not a curated record
AUUUCGUUUGGGUAGGGCCUCUUAUACAUCGUCUGGGCGUGGCAGGAGCGUGGCUGAACCCUGCCAACCAGUUUCAAAUAUUGAGCAUCUCCUUCACAUUCUGGCUGCCAAUUUUCUGCGAACAGCUGGCCUAUGACUUGUCAUCACUCCAGAUCUUCCUAUCACAGAAUUAGGGCCGGAAGUAUUGAGGAGCUAGAUUGAGGAUUCAGGUCCCUCCCCAGCCACAGAGGACUCGCACUGAAGGGUGGCUGGGGGGCUCUUGGACUUUUGUGACAGAAGGCAGCACCCCCUCAGCAGAAUCAUGGUCAUGAUGCAUGCUCCUGUAUCGCUGAGCUGCAGCAGCGCUCUCAAGGCCUGCUUGGAAUCCAGCAUGGCAGCAAAACUGAGUGAGACGGUGGCAGUGGCCGCGCAUGCCUGCCGGGACUCGCUGCUGCGAGCAGAGACCCUCAUCCAGCUGGGGCUCAUACCUAAGCCCCACUCGCAUACCCAGCGCGUGCCUCACAUCCGGCAAGUGUUCAACUGGGAUUGCGGGCUGGCGUGCGUUCUCAUGGUGCUCAGAGCGGCAGGGAUCCACAGCGAGGACUUCAGCUCCCUUCGCAACCUCUGCUCUAUCACCAGCAUUUGGACUGUGGACUUGGCGUACCUGCUGCGGCGCUUUGGGCUGGAGGUGGAGUUCACAACGAUCACCAUCGGCGCCAAUCCGGAGUACGCCAAGGAAUCCUUCUACAGGGAGCACAUGGCCGAGGAUGGCUCGCGCGUGGAGCGCCUGUUUCAGGAGGCGGCAGCGGCAGGGAUCACGGUGACGCGCAGGAGCGUGAGCUGUGCGGAGCUGAAGGAGCGCAUGCUGGCUGGCAGCGCACUUGUCAUUGCUCUCGUGGACAAGACGCGUCUUGCAGGCCACUCCGUGCCGGCCAUGCAAGCACCUCCCAUCAGCCCCGGCCUUGCCUCCCGCCUGGGAUUGGCGCCGUCAUACACAGGGCACUACAUCGUGAUCUGCGGCUACGACCCUGCGACGGACCGCUUCGUGAUCAAGGACCCGGCCAGCGCGGCUGAGAUGAACAGCGUCCCCUGUGCCAGCCUGGAGGCCGCGCGACACGCCUACGGCACCGACGAGGACCUGCUGCUUGUCACUGCGCCCUCGAGCCCAUCCCUCAGCUCGUCUGUGGUCAAUUUCUGA